AUGAGUUUUGGGAGUUCGUCUGAUUCGUUUCUCAACAAAUGGAGCAAGCGAAAUGCCUGGAUCAUGAACUUCGACCGCAAUGAUCAGUCGGUUCGCAUUAGCUACAUCGACUGCGGACCGCCAUCAGCCAGUGCUCCAAAAGGGAUCAUACUACUGAUCCAUGGAUUUCCGCAGUCUUCGUAUCAAUUCCGGCAUGUGAUAAAUCCUCUCGCCGAGGAGGGAUUCCGAGUGAUAGUUCCCGACUAUCGCGGGGCCGGUCAAUCAUCACAUCCCGCCCAAGAUUUUAGGAAAUCGACAAUGGCACGGGAUCUCUUUUCUCUUCUUCAUGACCACCUCGGCAUUACACAGGCAAUCCAUUUGGUUGGGCACGACAUUGGGGGUAUGGUCGCGCAUGCUUAUGUCACGCAGUAUCCCGAUCAUGUAGCGAGUGUCAUUUGGGGCGAAUGCCCGCUUCCUGGAACUUCUGUUUACGACGUGAACAAAAGAAUGCCUGAGCAGUUCCACUUUGUGUUCCACAGUGUACCUGAUGACUUGGCGCUUUCUCUGCGAUCUCCCCCUUUUGACUUGGAUUUUUACGCCCUGCAAUACUCGCAGCCGGGAGCACUACGAUGUUCCUUUGAGGUAUACCGGGCGUUUGAAGAAGAUGCUCGAGAGAACCGGGAAAGCUUGCGCCUCAAAGGGAAAUGUACGCGCCCUGUGCUCAUUCUCAGUGGUUCACAGAGCCGGCAUGCUCAAGAGGCCAAAGAAAUGGUGGGUGAAGUGUAUGCUGGCGACAUUCAGAUUGACGUGGUCAAAGACUCUGGUCACUGGAUUGCAGAAGAGAACCCGGAGGGCUUUGUGCAGGCGGCGUUGGCCUUCAUUUACAAACAUGCGUCCGGGCAGUGA
Molecule: messenger RNA, 885 nt
Organism: Penicillium atrosanguineum
Lineage: Eukaryota; Fungi; Ascomycota; Eurotiomycetes; Eurotiales; Aspergillaceae
Product: alpha/beta fold hydrolase
Exons: 2
Coding region: 1-885 (294 amino acids)
Molecular function (GO): catalytic activity
Source: RefSeq, a predicted model, not a curated record